Messenger RNA from Nematocida minor, 933 nucleotides. RefSeq lists its product as uncharacterized. Lineage: Eukaryota; Fungi; Microsporidia. The transcript has a single exon. The record is from RefSeq and is a predicted model, not a curated record. Bases 1 to 933 code for a protein of 310 amino acids.
AUGAACUCCAUCAAUAGAGAGACCGAUUUAAGCACGCAGAGCGAAGAUGAAGAGUUUUCUCCAAGAGUCCAGCUCUCUCCCAGGCUUUCUCUUUCCACGGAUGAAGAGUAUCUUAAAGCCAUUCUUCUGUCCAGGCUGAUAAAAAACAUAUUUUGUGCUUCAGGCCUGAGCAAGAUAAACGCCCCCACCGAGUCUACAAACCCGUUUAAGCCGCACUUUCACCUGAGAAACGUUAAAAUCAAAACAAAGUCAAAAGACGUGAUAAGAGCAUGGGUUGUCUACAACACAGAAAAAACAGUAAAAAAAUGGGCGCUUGUUCUGCACGGCAACUCAACCAAUAGGAAUACGUUCUCCCGUCUCUACAAUGUAGAAAGCAUGAUAGAAGAAGGCAUUGGAGCUCUCAUUGUGGACUACAGGGGAUUUGGAGACUCUGAAGGAACUCCGAGCAAAACAGCUUUUAUUGAAGAUGUCUCUGCGUGCAUCCAGUACUUCAAAAAGAAGCACAUAUUUUCUAUAUCAAUUGUGAGCUAUUCCCUGGGCACAGCAAUUGCUCUGGAGUAUCUGGUGGAGUACGCUAAAAGAAAAAAAAACGCAGUGAUCAUUGAAAAGCUGGUUCUUGUGAGUCCGUUUGUCUCUACGCUGGAUUUGCUCAGAGAAUAUAAACUGUGGAACUUGCUGGAGAUGGCCAUACCUGACAGCUGCUCGUAUGCGAUGCACGGGCUGGGGUAUGACUCGCUGGAGAACAUAAAGAAAGUAGAGAUUAAAACACUCAUCAUACACGGGUCAUCGGACUGGCUCAUUCCCUGCCACCACGGGGAGAGACUGGCAAAGGACAGCGACGCAACUUUUUUGAAGAUAGAAAAUGAGUCGCACGGGACAAUAUUCAAAAACCCUGUUACAUGGAAGACCAUAGUCCGAUUCAUAGAAAACUAG